Messenger RNA from Castor canadensis (American beaver), 741 nucleotides. RefSeq names its product trypsin-like. Gene Ontology annotation, biological process: proteolysis. Gene Ontology annotation, molecular function: serine-type endopeptidase activity. NCBI's taxonomy places the organism in Eukaryota, Metazoa, Chordata, Mammalia, Rodentia, Castoridae. The record is from RefSeq and is a predicted model, not a curated record.
AUGAGUGCACUCCUGAUCUUGGCCCUUGUGGGAGCUGCUGCUGCCUUACCUGUUGAUGAUGACAAGAUCGUCGGAGGUUACACCUGUGCAAAAAAUUCCGUUCCCUACCAGGUGUCUCUGAACUCUGGCUCCUCCCACUUCUGUGGUGGCUCCCUCAUCAAUAGCCAGUGGGUGGUGUCUGCAGCUCACUGCUAUAAGUCCCGUAUCCAGGUGAGACUGGGAGAGUAUAACAUCAAUGUUGUUGAGGGAAAUGAGCAGUUUAUUGAUGCUUCCAAGAUCAUUCGCCACCCCAGCUACAACUCAAAUACCCUGGACAAUGACAUCAUGUUGAUCAAGCUCUCAUCAGCUGCAACCCUCAACUCCCAAGUGGCCACUGUAUCUCUGCCCAGCUCCUGUGCAUCUACUGGAACCCAGUGUCUCAUCUCCGGUUGGGGCAACACCCUAAGUUCUGGUGUCUCCAACCCAGACCUGCUGCAGUGCCUGGACGCUCCUGUGCUAAGUAAUGCUAACUGUGUAGCCUCCUACCCUGGACAGAUCACCAGUAACAUGAUCUGUGUUGGCUUCCUCGAGGGAGGCAAGGAUUCCUGCCAGGGUGACUCUGGUGGCCCUGUAGUAUGCAAUGGAAAGCUCCAGGGAAUUGUCUCCUGGGGCUAUGGCUGUGCUCAGAAGAACAAACCUGGAGUGUACACAAAGGUGUGCAACUACGUGGACUGGAUUAAGUCCACCAUUUCUGCCAACUAA